Messenger RNA from Chelmon rostratus (copperband butterflyfish), 3094 nucleotides. Its product is annotated as long-chain-fatty-acid--CoA ligase ACSBG2-like. Gene Ontology annotation, cellular component: endoplasmic reticulum; membrane. Bases 11 to 2278 code for a protein of 755 amino acids. The transcript has 14 exons. Gene Ontology annotation, molecular function: long-chain fatty acid-CoA ligase activity. NCBI's taxonomy places the organism in Eukaryota, Metazoa, Chordata, Actinopteri, Chaetodontiformes, Chaetodontidae. The record is from RefSeq and is a predicted model, not a curated record.
CAAACACAAGAUGAGCCUCCAAGAAGAUUCGAUUAAAAGCAACGGUGUUGCCGUCAUGGAAGGUUAUAGUGAGAGCAUCCCCACACAAAAGGAACAGACUCCGUCGGACUCCACAAUCUUAAAGACCCACUCCCACCUCAACGGAGGAGCCGCCACAGCAGAGCUCAGUGCAGCAUCAGCUUCAGAGAACCAGGAGACUUAUUCUUCCGUUGACACCGAGUCACCGGCCAAACCUGCCAGAUCUCCAGAGCUGGACGAAGCUACGGAGGGACUUACAGCAGAAGAGCCCAAGGCCGUCCCCCUGUUGAUGUCGAACGUGGCAGCAACUCUGGCCCCAGCUGACCAGCUAUGGAGCACCAGCAGAGACAAGGCAGUCAAGCUGAGGAUGGAGGGCUCCGGGCCGGCCUCAGAAACGCCAGUCACCAUCCAUCAGAUGUUCCAGGAGACGGUGGAGAAGUACGGGAAUAAUCCAGCCUUGGUUUCCAAAAACGAGAGCCAGUGGGUCACUCUGACAUGGAGGCAAUACUACGAGCAGUGCCGGGCAUCUGCGAAAAGCUUCCUCAAGCUGGGGCUGGAGCGUUACCAUGGCGUGGGGAUUCUGGGAUUCAACUCCCCCGAGUGGUUCAUCUCAGACAUCGGCUGCAUCCUCGCCGGGGGUCUGGCGACCGGGAUUUACACUACCAACUCGGCCGAAGCCUGUCAUUAUGUGGCAGCCAGCUGCGAGGCCAACAUCCUGGUGGUGGAGAACCAGAAACAGCUUGACAAAAUCCUGCAGGUUAAAGAUCAGCUCCCUCAUCUGAAAGCCAUUGUCCAGUAUAAAGGCGAGCUGCAGCAGAAAGCACCAUUCCUGUACACAUGGGCAGAGUUCAUGAAGCUGGGAGAGGACGUGCCCGACCAGCAGCUGAAUGCCAUGAUUGACAGUCUUCGGGCCAAUGAGUGCUGUUCGCUCAUCUAUACCUCUGGAACCACUGGCAACCCUAAAGGAGUCAUGUUGAGCCAUGACAAUCUGAUCUGGACGUCCCGUACGGCACUCUCCGCAGCAAAAAUUAAACAAGGCGACGAGGUGGUGGUCAGCUACCUGCCGCUCAGCCAUGUGGCAGCCCAGAUGUUUGACAUGUGGAUGAGUAUUACUUAUGGCUUGACCACCUACUUUGCAGAGCCAGACGCCCUCAAGGGCUCCUUAGUAAACACACUGAAGGAGGCUCGUCCAACUUGUUUCCUGGGCGUGCCUCGAGUGUGGGAGAAGAUGCAGGAGAGCAUGAAAGCCGUCGGUGCCAAGGCAUCCCCGAUGAGGAAGAGGGUGGCGGACUGGGCCAAGUCCAUAGGCCUGCAGUACAAUUACAGUGUCAUGAACGGGGAGAAUCUGGUGCCGUGGGGCUUCAUGCUGGCUAAUAAUCUGGUCUUUAAGAAGGUGCGUGCUGCACUGGGCUUAGACCGCUGCAGGGUCUGCUUCACAGGUGCUGCCCCCAUCACCAAAGACACUGUAGAGUACUUCAUGAGCCUGAACAUGCCUUUGAUGGAGCUGUACGGCAUGAGUGAAAGCUCCGGCCCUCACACCAUCUCGCAUAACGAAGAAUUCCGCAUCUCAAGCUGUGGAAAAGUGAUGUCAGGCUGCAAGACGAAGCUGGACAACCCAGAUAAGGACGGGAAUGGAGAGAUAUGCUUCUGGGGUCGACACGUCUUUAUGGGCUACCUGAACUCGCCUGAAAAAACAGCAGAGGCUAUUGACCAGGACGGUUGGCUGCACUCUGGAGAUCUGGGAAAACACGACCAGCACAACUUCCUGUACAUCACAGGAAGGAUCAAGGAGCUGAUUAUCACCGCCGGUGGCGAGAACAUCCCUCCUGUGCCCAUCGAGGACGCAUUGAAGAGCGAGGUGCCCAUCCUCAGCAACGCCAUGCUGCUCGGAGACAAGCUCAAGUUCCUCUCCAUGCUGCUCACUCUCAAAUGCGUCGUGGACGACAAUGGCGAUCCCACAGAUGAGCUGAGCCCAGAGGCUUUGGACUUCUGCCAGCAGAAUGGCAUUACAGCGACCAAGGUGUCAGAGAUCAUAGCCAAUAAGGAGCCAGCUAUCUACAAAGCCAUCCAGGAGGGCGUGGAGCGUGUCAACGCCAGAGCAACGUCCAAUGCCCAGAGGGUCCAGAAGUGGGUCAUACUGGAGCGAGACUUCUCUAUCGGUGGUGGAGAACUGGGACCCACCUUGAAACUGAGGAGGCCCAUUGUUGUGAAGAUGUACCAGGAGAAAAUAAAUGAUAUAUAUGCAGUGGCAAAACAGUAGACUGUACUGCACAGAGAUAAGAUAAUACUGAAGAGAGGCAAUCAUGAGAAACUUUGUUUAUGAACAUUGUGUAUCGUGCCCAGACAUCAUGCUGGGAAAUGUUUAAAACUCUUUUCACCUCAAUGUUAAAAGUGCAAAAGAGAUUUAAGGGGAAAGAAAUCUGAUUCUGAAUGAGCUGUAUUAAAUGGAUUUAUGCUGCUAUGUUUUAAAAUGUCAAGUUUCCGCUGUCUGCUCUACAUUGAUAUUUAAGCUGUUAAAUGUACAUGCAGUUUGCACAUUUUGUAAAUAUCACAUCCAAAUCAGAGCCAACAUCUAAGCAUUUACUGGGAGGCAUAUACAGGUGAAUUGUACUCAGCACCAAAUCCACAUGCAGGGUGGGAAACUUGAUCAUCAUUUAGGGAAGUUAACAUUUUUACAGUUUUCAAAGAAAAUGUAAACUCAUGAAUUGUGAACCAUAAUCCACUGUGGCCUGUUAAACAAAACUUGAUUUGUUCAUAAGCGAAUGUAUUUUAUUUUAAGCAGUAGUAUGUAUUUAAAGAAUUAAUUGCCAGUUCCUCGUCUCAUGUGUGCGUAAAACAAUCCCCAUCUGGCAAAGCUGCAGACGUUGCCUCUGAAGACUGAAGGUGAUGUUUGAAUAAGUGUUUUAAAAAUAUGGUAAGGAUAUCAAUAACUUGAAUCUCUCCAAUCACAAAUGAUUGUAAAGCAUACAUUUGAAUUUGUGCUUCUCCAUGUACAGUUUGACAAAUAAUGAAUUGUUUAUUUUGUGAUAGGUGUUCCAUGAUUGUCAAUAAAAAGUGAGUGAUUUGCACAAAUUGA